Molecule: messenger RNA, 2284 nt
Organism: Microplitis mediator
Lineage: Eukaryota; Metazoa; Arthropoda; Insecta; Hymenoptera; Braconidae
Exons: 4
Coding region: 110-607 (165 amino acids)
Source: RefSeq, a predicted model, not a curated record
AUUAUUUCUGAUGCAAUUUCUCAGUCUGCGUCGCACAUUCGCUUACAUUUCGAACCAUACGUCGGUCUAAAUAAAUUUAUUAAACUAUUUAAUAACUAAAUACAUAAAUAUGUUGGUUAGAAAAUUAGACAGUUGCUGUUGUUGUAUAGAUUUGAAAACCGGAGUUUUGGUCAUCGGGAUUAUAAGUAUCGUAUUCGAUAUCGGAGCUUUGAUCCAAGCACCAAUAGCUUAUACUCAAGCAUGUUCCGGUUUUAGAACGCCAGAAAAUAAUCUCGAGUGCGCUGGAGCAAAUAUGCGAUUGGGUGUUUCGAUAAGCAGUGCAGUUUUUGGGAGUAUUUUGAUGGCUCUAAUGAUCUAUGGAUCCCAAACGGAAAAUUACACUAUAAUGAUGCUAAUAGCAAUUCUUCAGGCAGUUGGAAUAGUAAUUGGCACCUGUAUCAUCUGGUAUUUAUCAAUUAUUUUAUUGGCAUUUUCUUUGGGACAUGGAAUUUUGAUGCUAGUUAUUGGCAAUAUUGCGAUUGCUGUGUCUAUAUAUCUGUGGCUAGUUAUUUCUAGCCGAUGUCAAGAAAUUAAGGAUGCAAGUUACAAGUCACCGAUAAUUGCAUAAAUUAUUUUUUCUUUAUUAUUUUUAUUAUUUACAUGGGUUUUUUUUUUUAUUGUAUACAUAAUUAAGUAUAUUUUUUUUAUCAUUAAUUUUAUACUUUAUACAUAUUUCUGAUUGAAAAUACUGAAUACGACAAUAUUUUACAAGUUUUAUUAUAAGAGGAUACUGAUGAUUAGUUUUUAUUAAUAAUUCAUAAUUUAUAAUUGAUAAUUAUGACUGAUUAUUAUAAAUAUAUGUAUACUUGUAUGCGUUAAUUUUAUCAUUUUUUUAAGGCGGCCUUAAAUGAAAGCUCUGUCCAUACUUGUAACUAGUGAGAAAACUUACAAUAUGCCAAAAAUGUAUGUAUAUAAAACGCUAUAUGUGGAGGAUGCAAUUUGCUGAUAAUAAUAAAAUUUAAGUGAUAAAUUUUAAAUACUGAUAUACAUUUAUAUAUGUAGUAAACUAUAUGACAAGAAUUUUGAAUUGCCUUGAAGAUUGGACUGUGGCCUGAACGUUAGAGCCUUAUUAUAAUUUUUGAGAUGUGAUAAUUUGGAGGAAUAUAUUAGAGUUCAAAAUAUUUUUAAAUUUUAAUCUUGGAAAGUAAUUAUCCAAUGUAUGUUUACUCGUGAUUAUUGACCUAACUAUUAGUGUAACUUUCCUAGUUUCAUCUAACUUUGGCAUACCAAACUUAGGCAAGCUUCAGGUUAACAUUGCUACCUACCAGUCAGGAAUUCCAAUAGUAUGCCGUACUUCGGCAAUGCCACAGAGUUUCGUGCGCCCCGGGUCAAAAAAUUAGAUCUGUUUUAAAAUAAAUGAUAAAUUCAAAUAUUUUUCCUUUAAUUCAAGUUUAUAAAUCGUAUUUAUUUUAUAUAAGAAUUUAAUCUGUUUUUGCCCGUACUAUUCCUUAUCCAGGCUAAUAUCAGACUUAUUUUCGUAUGAUAUUUAGUCUGUUUUAAAUCGCGUUUAGACUAAAAAUAGACUUUUUUUAUUAUAAUUAUUGGUCUGUGUUCAAUUGUUUUUUAAGGACAAAUACAGGACUUUUUAUAAAUAUAAAUAAUAAUAAUAAUAAUAAUCUAGAUUUAUUAAUUUAUUUUAAUUUUCUUGGUAUUUAAAACAUGCUAAUGCGCUUCAAUAAUAAGAUGUCACAGAGAAAAAAUGUUGGCUCGAAACCUACCAAUUUUUACAAUGCUGUCGACUAAACUUGAAACAGGGAGUAAAGCAUCCAAAAAAUUAUCGUGCUCUUACAAAAAAUGAUUAUACUGUAUCACAUUACUUAUUACGCACGAGAAACUUAUCGAUGAGCUUCAAUAUCAAUUACUUCCAUACAUUAUAAUAAUUUUGAUGCAGCAUAAUAAUUUUUUAUAAGAGCAUAGUAAUUUUUUGGAUACUUUACUUUCUGUUUCAAGUUUAGUCGACAGCAUAAUAAAGAUUGGUAGAUUUCGAGCCAACAUUUUUCUCCGUAGCACAAGAAUUUUGAUGUUUUCUUAUGCCAAAAUAUUUUCAAUUUUAUCCAGUAAAUAAGAGAAAAUUCUUGACAUUUUAAGAGUUGUUUUAUCACUUUUAUUAUAUGAUAUAAAUAUUCAAUGAAGACAACUAAAAAAUUAAGCUGUCAAAUUUUCAUUAACUGCCGACAUUUUUAAACAAAAGAUAGUAAAUAAAACAUAAUCAAUUCUGCAACUUAAUAUUUUUUCAUAAAUAUUG